Chrysochloris asiatica (Cape golden mole) is the source of this 1404-nucleotide messenger RNA. RefSeq names its product coiled-coil domain containing 174 (gene CCDC174). Lineage: Eukaryota; Metazoa; Chordata; Mammalia; Afrosoricida; Chrysochloridae. Gene Ontology annotation, cellular component: nucleus. The record is from RefSeq and is a predicted model, not a curated record. Bases 1 to 1404 code for a protein of 467 amino acids. The transcript has 11 exons.
AUGGACCGGAGAAAAAAGCCUUUGGAUGUUACUGCCUCCUCGUUGGUAGACCUUAAGGCUGAACUUUUUCGAAAACAAGAAGAAUUCAAACAAGAAAAACUUCUAAAAGAUUCUGGAGUUUCAGGCAAGCCAAAAAUAACUAAUAAGAAGCCAAGUAUCUGGAGCAAACAGAAUGCAGGAGUUUCACAUCGGGCUGAGAAGGAUGCUGAGCAGAAGAUUGAAGAACAGAAGACUUUAGACAAAGCUCGGGAAAAAUUAGAAGAGAAAGCCAAACUGUAUGAAAAAAUGACUAAAGGAGACUUUAUAGAGGAAGAAGUGGAAGAUAUGUACCUCGUGGAUUUCACACAGAAGAUCAUAGACAAACGCAAGGAAAUGGAUGCAUGUGGUGCAAACAGAGGUUCUGGAAAAGUGGAAGGAAGAGAAGAUGAUGAGGAAAAUCUUUCUGAAAGAGAUAUACCUCCUCCCCAAGACCCUAGUGAAGAAUGGGUGGACUAUGUGGAUUCUCUAGGACGAUCCCGGCGCUGUAUGAAAAAGGAUUUGCCAGAUCUGCUGGAAAUGGAUAAAAACCUUCAGGGAAGGCUUUUCAUUAGUCCAGCUAAUGAAAAGACAUUAUUAUCUGAGGAUAUGAGGAAAGAGCUUCAACGCCAGCAGUGGCAAGAAGAAGAAAGGGAGGCCCUAGCAAGGCCAAUGGGGCCUAUCCAUUAUGAAGACAUUCGUGAAAACGAGGCCCGGCAACUUGGUGUUGGAUAUUUUGCUUUUGCCCGAGAUAAAGAGCUAAGAAACAAGCAAAUGAAAACUUUAGAGAUGCUACGAGAACAGACAACAGAUCAGAGAACCAAACGAGAAAACAUAAAGGAAAAGCGAAAGGCUAUGUUAGAAGCAAGACUUGCAAAACUCCGACAGAAAAAGAUGAAAAAAUCAAACGAAGAUGGAGUAGAGAAAGAAACGAGAGAUGAAGCUGCUGUUGGGCCUUUGUCUCCAGAAGCAGAAGCCAUGCCGGCUCCUUCCCCCGUUGCUCAGAGCAGCAAAGUAGAAGUCCUCAUUCAGGAGAGGAAGGACACCAAGCCUGGAGUGCCUCAUGUUCGGGAGUGGGACAGAGGCAAAGAAUUUUCCUUUGGAAGCUGGUCUAAAAGACAGUCAGCUCUCCGUGCUGAGAGAGAUCCGGAGUUUGCCCCACCAUCAGAUUAUUUUGCUGGUCAAAAGAGAGCUGGUCCUUUUGGUGGCCAGCCGUGGAACCGAACUGGACCUGCACAGAAAGGCCUGGGGCUGGGCUCUGGCCAGAGCCGUGAGUCCAGCUCCUCACACGCCACCUUCAUGCCUGCUCCUGAUGGCCCACCACGGGAUUCCUCAGCCACAUUUGAAACUCUGGAUGACAUGAUAUCAUAUUAUAAACAAGUGACAUGA